UCACAUUUCAAUUGCUUUCCAUCUUCCAUCCAUGGCGGCCAACGACUUGUAUUCCCAUCUGGGUUUACUUCUAAUCUAUCUAAUAUUCCUCUUUCCAAUCCCCAAAUCUCUCUCUUCCCUUGAGCCUCAGCCUGCUCCGCCCACUGAAUGGGAUAUCCUUCCCCAAUACGGUCUCCCCAGUGGCCUUCUUCCCAGCACAGUCACCGACUACGUCCUUCACGACGACGGGAGGUUCGUCGUCAUGCUGGCGAACCCUUGUUACGUUCAAUUCGAGUACUUGGUCUACUACGAGAAAACCAUCACCGGAAAACUGGGUUAUGGCUCCAUUACUGAUUUGCAAGGCAUCCAGGUGAAACGAUUCUUCUUGUGGUUCGAUGUGAAUGAAAUCAGGGUCGAUUUGCCACCCACCAAUUCCAUCUAUUUCCAAGUUGGAUUCAUCAACAAGAAGCUCGACGUUGACCAGUUCAUGACCAUCCAUUCUUGCCGUGAUGAGGUUACCAGGUCUUGUCAAUAUUCUUGGAAAUCAGUUCUUCAGCUUCCGGUGCCCACAAACGAAUUUGAGAUGCUGAUUACCGAGUAGCUGCCACAGACUGUUGUUUCUGCGUUGUCAAGUGGAUAGGGAGUGAAGCAGUUGAUAGUA
Messenger RNA from Hibiscus syriacus, 640 nucleotides. RefSeq lists its product as uncharacterized. NCBI's taxonomy places the organism in Eukaryota, Viridiplantae, Streptophyta, Magnoliopsida, Malvales, Malvaceae. The coding region runs from base 32 to 580 and encodes 182 amino acids. The transcript is spliced from 2 exons. The record is from RefSeq and is a predicted model, not a curated record.